This is a messenger RNA of Ostrea edulis (European flat oyster), 1749 nucleotides long. RefSeq lists its product as uncharacterized. Bases 1 to 1749 code for a protein of 582 amino acids. NCBI's taxonomy places the organism in Eukaryota, Metazoa, Mollusca, Bivalvia, Ostreida, Ostreidae. The record is from RefSeq and is a predicted model, not a curated record. The transcript has a single exon.
AUGAAAAGGAUGAAAAAAAUCCAAGUAGCCAUUUUGUCUGACGUCAUCGGGGAGGAAGGUAUAGAAAUGUUCAAUAAUUUCGCUUGGACGGAAGAUGAUGACAAAGACAAAAUUCAAGAAGUCUUACAUAAAUUCAAAGAUUAUUGUAUGCCCCGCAAAAGCACACUAAUUGAACGGUAUCUGUUCUGGGAAAGAAAACAAACCGAAGGGGAAAUCCUCGACCAAUUCGUCAAUGAUUUGAAAACAAAGGCUAAAAACUGUGAGUACGGUGAUCAAACAAAUUCAAUGAUAAGAGACAGAAUCAUAUUUGGUAUCCAGGAUGAAAGAUUGAGAGAAAGGCUCUUGCGAAAAAGUGACAACCCAACGCUCGAAAAAGUUGUAGAUAUGUGUAGGGCAGCCGAGGCAAGUAAAAAGCAAUUGAAGGCAAUUAAAGGUGAAGCUCAGGUAGAUGCAAUCUCAAAGAAAUCACACACAAAAGAACACUUCCCUGUAGCGCAAACAAAGCAGAAAAAAUUCACAUCAACAGUCUCAAAACCCCUGCAUAAAUUAUACAAAGAAAAAACAUUUGAUUGCAAGAAAUGUGGCAACAAUCAUAAACCCAAUUCUUGUCCUGCAUACGGAAAAAAAUGCAGGUUGUGUCAGAAACCUAAUCAUUUCGCAAAGCAAUGUUUCACCAAGAAAAGAAUACAUGAAGUAGAAAACUUUGAUGUAGAAUCUGACUCAUCAGACAAUCAGCUAUACAUAGGCGAACUCAAAGUUCACACAUUAGAAUCACAGAAUCAUUCAAAGGGAGACAACGCAUGGUAUUCACUUGUCAAUAUAAAGAACAAAACUGUGAAAUUCAAGUUAGACACGGGCGCCGAAACAAACGUUAUCCCGAAGAGCUUUUUCAGCAAAUUAAAGAACGCAAAACUCCAACAAACAUGUGUCAACUUAACGAUGUAUGGAAACAAAGUCGUAAAACCGCUGGGUGGAUUGAAGCUAAGUCUGAAAACACAGAAUAACUCUCAAAGUAGUGAUGCCGAAUUAUACGUUGUUGAUUUCGACGCAACACCGAUUCUUGGGUUGAAAACAUGUUCGCAGAUGAACUUGGUGAAGAAAUUAGAAGUUGUCAAAAAACAAAAUGAAAAUGUGAUAAUGAAAUCGCUACUAGCCGAAAAAGAAGUUUUUCAUGGCUUAGGAAAAUUCGAAGGCCAAUACCAUAUAGAGCUGGAUCCGACAGUCAAGCCAAUGAUCAAUCCACCCAGAAGGGUACCACACACAAUCGUGCCGAGACUAAGGAAAGCUUUAGAAAAGUUAAAUGAAAGCGGUGUAAUCGUGGCAGUUGAAGAAGCAACAGACUGGGUUAACAGUUUAGUGAUAGUUGAGAAGAAAAAUGGAAAUUUUAGACUGUGUCUAGACUCGAGAGACCUUAAUAAGGCAAUCAAAAGGCAACAUUUCAAAAUACCAACCGUACAAGAGAUUGCUUCACAGCUUAAUGGAAAAUCGCUCUUUACAAUUUUGGAUGAAAAAGAUGGAUAUCAUCAAGUAGAAUUGGACACUGAAAGUUCGUAUUUAUGUACAUUUCAAACUCCAUUCGGUCGUUACCGCUACACACGACUGCCAUUUGGAAUCUCAAGAGCUAGUGAAGUCUUCCAGAGGAAGAAUAUGCAAACAUUCGGUGAUAUUCAAGGAGUACACAUGAUAGCAGACGACAUGAUAAUUGCCGGACAAGACGGUCAGAACAUGAUGAAACGCUUAGAAAGGUGA